UUUCGUUUUUUGAGUUCACCCCGAUCGCAACGCACGUCAUGUCCGGCAUUCCCGCAGGCGGCAAAGGAGGUAAAGGUGGCAAAGGUGGCAAGGGCGGCAAGGGCGUCGCUUCCAAGAAGGCCCCGCAAAGCCGCUCCAGUCGUGCUGGCCUUCAAUUUCCCGUCGGCCGUAUCCACAGAUUCUUGAAGAAACGCGUGGCAAACAACCAACGCAUCGGAGCCACGGCAGCAGUCUACACAGCUGCUAUCAUGGAGUAUUUGACCGCAGAAGUGCUGGAAUUGGCAGGAAACGCGUCGAAGGAUCUGAAAGUGAAGCGUAUCACGCCGCGACAUUUACAGCUGGCCAUUCGAGGGGAUGAAGAACUUGAUACGUUGAUCAAGGCGACAAUCGCCGGCGGUGGUGUGAUCCCUCACAUCCACAAGUCCCUGGUUGGCAAGGCAGUGUUGCCCAUCAAGAAGAAGCCGUUGUAAAGCGUCAUAUAUUACAUGUCAUCAUUAGUCAUCGUUCUCCCUCGCCCACUUCAGUGAUUGAUAUGGCAUUACAGUACUGCGCCCAUCGGCGAAUCCAAC
Molecule: messenger RNA, 569 nt
Organism: Aphanomyces astaci
Lineage: Eukaryota; Oomycota; Saprolegniomycetes; Saprolegniales; Verrucalvaceae
Product: histone H2A.Z
Exons: 1
Coding region: 39-470 (143 amino acids)
Cellular component (GO): nucleosome
Molecular function (GO): structural constituent of chromatin; DNA binding; protein heterodimerization activity
Source: RefSeq, a predicted model, not a curated record